GAUCCCACCAACCAACCCAAUCAUUGUACCAAUCCGUGGGAAACGCAACAAAUAGCAAUGGCCCACCGAACCCCCCCGAGCUUCCUGUGGGCGCCAAACACCCACCACCGCCUCCUCCUCAUACCAGGAAACGCCUUCCACCAGCAAUCACUCAAGCUCAGCACGACAAAACCCGCCCUGGCCCGAGUACCCCCGGGGGAAAAGAUCUCCGCAUCCUCCCCGUCAAAGGGGGGACCACGCACCCGCGCGAAGUACCAGUACCGCUCACCACGGUACUACCGCGGUCGCUUGGCCCCGAACAUGCCGCCACCGUCGGCCUCUCCCUCGUCCAGGUUAUUCGUACCAGGGCCUUUCGCCGCAGAACGACUCGAAGACCACUACUGGAACACCAUAGCCCCCGACUUACAAGUCCUCUCGUACGUGCACAAACAGAACCCGACUUUCAACAUAGAAAAGGACUACCGACAGCUCACGGCAUUGCGUCUCCCGCCGAAGCCCACCCGUCAACAACUCCCCGCGCUGCGCACCUUUCGGAAUAUUCCGCGGUUGAUGGGAAUCACCGUGCACUCUAUGGUCCGCGGGGCACUGAAGGAUUCCGCCUACUUGCAUGCGGCUGGAAUGGUUGUGCAGAGCAUCACGGGCGUUAGGGCGACCGUGCACAAGAGUAGGGAGAACAUCUCUAUGUGGGAAUUGCGUGCCGGGAAGUGGAUUUCCGUCACCGCGCAGGUCAAGGGGAGGAGCGCGUAUAGGUUUCUCGCCCAGUUGAUUGAUGUCGUGUUGCCCAGGACUAAGGAUUGGAAGGGGGUUGCUGGGGGUUCGGGGGAUUCGAGUGGGAAUAUUACGUUUGGGAUGUCGCCGGAGGCCGUGUCGAUGUUUCCUGAGAUUGAAGUGAAUUACGAUAUGUACCCCCCAAGAAUGGUACCCGGAUUGAAUAUUACUAUACAUACUUCGGCCGGAAACGACGUCGAUGCUAAGAUUUUACUCAAAGCAAUGGGUUUGCCAUUUGAUGGGAAUUUCCGAUAA
This is a messenger RNA of Tuber melanosporum (Perigord truffle), 1023 nucleotides long. Its product is annotated as mitochondrial 54S ribosomal protein YmL7/YmL5. The record is from RefSeq and is a predicted model, not a curated record. Gene Ontology annotation, cellular component: ribosome; cytosolic large ribosomal subunit. The transcript is spliced from 3 exons. Lineage: Eukaryota; Fungi; Ascomycota; Pezizomycetes; Pezizales; Tuberaceae. Gene Ontology annotation, molecular function: RNA binding; structural constituent of ribosome. Gene Ontology annotation, biological process: translation. Bases 58 to 1023 code for a protein of 321 amino acids.